Molecule: messenger RNA, 1676 nt
Organism: Nematolebias whitei (Rio pearlfish)
Lineage: Eukaryota; Metazoa; Chordata; Actinopteri; Cyprinodontiformes; Rivulidae
Gene: aqp4
Product: aquaporin 4
Exons: 5
Coding region: 193-1170 (325 amino acids)
Biological process (GO): transmembrane transport
Cellular component (GO): plasma membrane; basolateral plasma membrane
Molecular function (GO): water channel activity
Source: RefSeq, a predicted model, not a curated record
CCAGUGAAGCUGCUGGUUGCAGUCUCGAGGCAGAAAGUUUGGCUCGUACUCAUCUGACAGACGAGAUCUCAGCUCACCUUGUGCUCUCAGACAACUUGCUGGCUUUGCUGCAAAUCUCGAUGUGUGCAACUUUGAAAGUAGCUGUGAUGACGGGAGACGCCUCUCAGAUGGUUUGAUAAAUCAGCAGGACUUAUGAAUAAAAACACACCACCCUCAACGGGGACAGGGAGAGACAGAACACACUGUUGCAUUGGGGGGUUCCUGUCCUGGUCUAAGCAUCAGAGCAUAAUGGCUGCUUUUAAAGGGAUCUGGACCAAGAAGUUCUGGAGGGCUGUGUCAGGAGAAUACCUGUCCACGGUCAUCUUUGUCCUCCUGAGUCUGGGCUCCACCAUAAACUGGGCUGCGGAGGAGGAGAAUCCUCCCCCAGCUGAUGUAGUCCGCAUCUCCCUGUGCUUUGGUCUCAGCAUCGCCACCAUGGUGCAAUGCUUCGGCCACAUCAGCGGUGGACACAUCAACCCGGCCGUCACUGCCGCGAUGGUCGUAACUAGAAAGCUGAGCCUGGCGAAAGCUGUGUUCUACAUGAUGGCUCAGUGUCUGGGCGCCAUUACCGGAGCUGGGAUUCUUUAUUUAGUCACGCCUGCUGCUGUUCAAGGAUCAUUGGGGGUGACAAUGGUGAACUCCAAGAUCUCACUGGGACACGCCCUUCUUAUUGAGCUUUUCAUCACCUUUGAACUGGUCUUCACUAUCUUCGCGACCUGUGACCCCAAACGCACAGACCUGAGCGGCUCUGCAAGCCUGGCCAUUGGCUUUGCUGUUGCCAUAGGUCACUUAUUUGCAAUUCCUUACACCGGAGCCAGCAUGAACCCUGCUCGGUCCUUUGGGCCAGCAAUGGUCACACUGAACUUUGAGAACCAUUGGGUUUACUGGCUGGGUCCCAUUCUGGGAGGCGUCCUGGCUGCAGCGCUGUAUGAAUACCUGUACUGUCCUGACCCUGAGAUCAAGAAGAGGCUGAAGCAAGUCUUUAAGAGAGACUCCUCCGGGGGAUACAAAGAGGUGGAACCCGAGGAGCCUGUCAUCAAACAGGGCUUCAUUCAUCACAUCGAUCUGGAGAAAGCGGAGACAAAAGAUCCUUUCCAGGAGUCGUCAGGGGAAGUGCUGUCCUCUGUAUGACUAUCACGCGCUCUGAAGAUGGAGACCAAUUUGUAAAAAAGAAUGGCAAUCAAAGUCUGAAGGAUCCAUCUUGAGCUUGUCCCCUCCAAACCAGAAUAUGAUUUCUAUCAACAGCUCUAUUACUGUCACUGAAGCAAUUUUGGCAUUAUACAGCUAAAUCCCACAAACAUCUGCAGCUUGUUCAGUACUCGUCCCGGAGACCCCUCUUGAUUCCAUGGUUGUGUUUUCAUGCUGCACAUGUUUCACACUGCAAAAUGACAGCCAGCAAUACAUCGUGUUGAGCUAAUAUGUGUAUGGGAGGCGGUCGACCACUAAUGUGGGGUCAUCCUGCUGUAUUGGAGAAGUAAAGAAGAAAAGGGAGCUUUGUUAUUUUUGGAUUAGUGUCACUUUGGGUUUUUGUAAUUGAAGGGGAGACAUUAUAGAUCCGGAGCUACAUAAAGAAGUGCUGACAAACUGCAUUAAAUGACAUAUUUCACAGAAUUCUCCAGUUUCAGUGCAACGAUCAG